This is a messenger RNA of Cetraspora pellucida, 158 nucleotides long. The record is from the annotation of a GenBank genome assembly. NCBI's taxonomy places the organism in Eukaryota, Fungi, Glomeromycota, Glomeromycetes, Diversisporales, Gigasporaceae.
AAUUAAAUGAAUUAAACCAAGAAACCAAUAAAUCAAAUCAACAGGAAUCUAAUGAUGGUAAAAAACUACACCCUCCUGUAAAAUGCAUGUAUUGUCCAAAGACUUAUGAUUGUGGAAUUGCAACUCGAAAGCAAGCAUAUUUGGAUAAUGAUUGUUAG